Messenger RNA from Vicia faba (fava bean), 876 nucleotides. The record is from the annotation of a GenBank genome assembly. NCBI's taxonomy places the organism in Eukaryota, Viridiplantae, Streptophyta, Magnoliopsida, Fabales, Fabaceae.
AUGGAUACCUAUAACAAUGAGAAAGGUAACAAUAUAAUGGAAAUUCCCACUCCACAAACAGAUGAUAGUGAUACCCUCUUAGCCAUGGUUCUAGGUGCCAAUAUGGUGUUUCCUGCAGUUCUUAAUGCUGCAAUUGAACUCAACUUGUUUGAAAUCAUUGCUAAAGAAAGUAAUGAUGGAUUCACGUCAGCUAUUGAAAUUGCUUCAAAGUUACAAGCUCAACACUCUGACUUACCAAAUCGGCUUGAACGUAUGUUGUGCAUGCGUGCUAGCUACUCUCUUCUUUCUGUCUCCACUCGCACUAAUGACAACGGUAGCAAUGAAGCAAUAAUUGAUCCGGAGAUUGAUCUAUUCAAGAAAGUUAAUGGAAUAUCCAAGUAUGAGUACUUUGGGAAAGAUCAACAAAUAAACAGACUAUUUAACAAAUCAAUGACUGAUACAUGCAAUGUUCAUAUUAAAAGAGUCCUUGACAUAUACAAAGGAUUUGAGGGAUUAUCAACUUCGGUUGAUGUAGGAGGUGGCAAUGGACAGAGUCUCAAAUUGAUUAUUGCCAAAUAUCCAUCAAUAAAGGCAAUCAAUUUCGACCUUCCACAAGUGAUUGACAAUGCACCGCCCUUUACAGAUAUUGAACAUGUUGGAGGAAGUAUGUUUGAGAGUAUUCCAAAAGGAGAUGCCAUAAUACUUAAGAUUGAUGAACAAUGCAUAGAAAUUUUAAGAAAUUGUCACAAAGCUAUACCUCCAAAUGGAAAGCUGGUGGAAGGGAAAGAACUCCAAAAGAAUACGAGUUUGGGUAAACAAAAACAGGCUGGAUUUUCUAAGCUUCAAGUUGUUUGUCGCGCUUUCUCCAUAGUCGGAGUCAUGGAACUUUACAAAUAA